AUGAGUUCAAUUGAACAACUCGAAACACUUCGAAAUGCUGAAUUAUAUGAUGAUUGUAAAACAUUGGCAGAAUUUAUUUUAACACUUGAUGAAUGUGGAAAAGAUUAUUUGGAUAAUGAACAACGUCUAAUAGUUUAUCGUUGUUUAGCAGAUUCAACUUGGUUUUUACAUGAAUAUCAUUUAGCAGAAUCUUAUUUGAAAAAAUUAUUACAUAGUUAUAAACAAUUAGAUAAAAAUAAUACGAUUAUUGAACCUGAUUGGCUUAUUGAAAGUAAAUAUCGUCAACAUGUAUGUCUGUUGAAAUUAAAUCGAUUGAAAGAAGGUCUUACUAUUCUUGAAUCUAUUCCAUUACAUCAACGUACAGCAAAAAUUCAUUUAGCACUUGGACAAUGUUAUCAAAAAGUUGGAGGAUCAACACAAGAAUCAGUUAGUGCUUAUCGUGAAUGUUUAAAACAAAAUCCUAAUACAUUAUCGGCUUAUAUUGCAUUACUUGCACUUGGUGUUAAAUUAAAUGAUCUUCUUCAUACACAUCCAUCAGCUGCAUCAAUCCAUCAUGAAAAUCAAGCACAACAACCAGCACCUGUAACAAUAUCACCAUUAUUACGUCAAUCAUGGUUUCGAGCAUUAUUACAAGCUGAUGCUUGUUCAGCUAGUCGAGAUUUUUCUGAAGCAUCAAGACUUUAUCAACAAAUUGAUGCACAACAUUUACCACAAUCAACCUAUGUUUUAUCACAACUUGGUUAUACACAAUAUUUAAAUGGUGAUUAUGCACAAGCUUUACAUAGUUUACAACGAGCACAACAAAUUGAUCCAUUAUUAUUAAAACAUAUGGAUAUACUUGCAUUUCUUACUUAUACAGAAUGUAAAGAUAGUUCAUUAGACAAAUUAGUUAAUCAUUUAAUGUCAUUAGGAGAUCAUCAUCCUGAAACAUGGAUUGCUAUAGGAUAUUAUUGUUUAAAAAAAAAUCAUAAACCAUCACGUACUGUUUAUCUUGCUCAAAAAGCUUAUGCAUUAGAUAAUACAAAAAUACAAGCUUUAUUACUUAAAGGUCUUGCAUUAUAUAAAUUAAAAAGAUAUUCAGAUUCACUUGUUCAUUACAAAGAAGCUGUACGUUUAACGCCUUUUUGUUUCGAAGGAUAUAAAGGUGUUGUUGAUGGUUAUUUAGCAACGAAUAGAUUAAGUGAUGCAAAUAUGUUUAUAACAAAUGCUGUUCGAACAAAUUUAAAGGAAAAUGUUCGAGCAUUUACAUUAUGUGGCCAAGUUCUUGCAAAAGAACCAUCAUCAUUAGAUAAAGCUCGAUUUUAUUUAGAAAAAGCACUUUCAUUUAAUACAAAAUAUACUGAUGCAAUUAUUUCACUUGUUGAAGUUUAUGGACAAUUAAAACAACAACAGAAAAGUAUAGAAUUAUUAAAAGAACAUGUACAAAUAAAUAAUGAUCCACGUAUUCGUCAAUUAUUAAUUGAAAAUUUAAUGAAAUCAGGUAGUAAUGAAGAAAUGCUUCAACAAGUUGUUCGAAAUUAUCCAACAUCUCAUUUUGAACGACUUGAACGUGAAAUGAAUGAUGAUUCAAGUUUAGAUGGUGGACGAUUUGAUACUGGACCAAUGGGAGAUCUUGAUCCAAUGUGUGAUGAUGUUAUUGGCGAAAACUUUAGUGAUGAAGAUCCGUAA
This is a messenger RNA of Adineta steineri, 1668 nucleotides long. NCBI's taxonomy places the organism in Eukaryota, Metazoa, Rotifera, Eurotatoria, Adinetida, Adinetidae. The record is from the annotation of a GenBank genome assembly.